GCCCGCGUCCCCCAGCGUGCCGGCCAACGCCCGCGUCCCCCAUCAUGGCACGAGCCAGCGACGCCCGCCUCCUCUGGCUCUGCGCCGCCGCGACCACCGCGUGGGCGCACGGGGGCGGCGGCGGGGACUCGGACCCCGACGCCGACGCGGAUGGCGGCGGAGCGAAGCCGGACCUCCGCGCGCGCGGGCUGGUGGCGGCGAAGCUGUGGUGCCUGGCGGUGGUGUUCGCGGGCACGCUGGCCGGCGGCGUGUCCCCCUACUUCAUGCGCUGGAACGAGGCGUUCCUCGCGCUGGGCACGCAGUUCGCGGGCGGGGUCUUCCUCGGCACCGCGCUGAUGCACUUCCUCAGCGACGCCAACGAGACGUUCGGGGACCUGCUCCCCGACAGCGGGUACCCCUACGCGUUCAUGCUCGCGUGCGCGGGCUACGCCGUCACCAUGCUCGCCGACGUCGUCAUCUCGUUCGUCGUCUCCAGGGGGCGCAGAACCGCUCCCGGCGGCGGCGUUGCUGCAGGGCUGGAGGAGGGCAAGGCGAGCGCCACAAACGGCACCAGCUCUGAGCCACAAACAGCUGAGGCACACGGAUCGUCCGAUCGCUCCGUGGCAUCCAUGCUGCGCAACGCGAGCACCCUCGGCGACAGCGUGCUGCUCAUCUUCGCCCUCUGCUUCCACUCCGUCUUCGAAGGCAUCGCUAUCGGAGUCGCCGAGACGAAGGCUGACGCAUGGAAGGCGCUGUGGACCAUCAGCCUGCACAAGAUCUUCGCGGCGAUCGCCAUGGGCAUCGCGCUGCUCCGGAUGCUCCCCAACCGGCCGCUCCUCUCCUGCUUCGCCUACGCCUUCGCGUUUGCCAUCUCCAGCCCCAUCGGCGUCGGCAUCGGCAUCGUCAUCGACGCCACCACGCAAGGCAGGGUGGCCGACUGGAUCUUCGCCGUCUCCAUGGGCCUCGCCACGGGCAUCUUCAUCUACGUCUCCAUCAACCACCUCCUCUCCAAGGGGUACAGGCCCCAGAGGCCAGUCGCCGUCGACACGCCGGUCGGGAGGUGGCUUGCCGUCGUGAUCGGCGUCGCUGUCAUCGCCGUCGUCAUGAUAUGGGAUACCUGAGACAUGGAUUGUUCUGUGCAGUUUUGGGCGUUGGUUCUUUGCAGGAAUGAUGUGUUGUAGUAGACUCUUGCUAGUUUAUAACACGUGAUAUAUAUAUAUACUCCAAGGAAACUUGUGAGAAAUUGGUUCCA
Molecule: messenger RNA, 1231 nt
Organism: Phragmites australis (common reed)
Lineage: Eukaryota; Viridiplantae; Streptophyta; Magnoliopsida; Poales; Poaceae
Product: zinc transporter 2-like
Exons: 4
Coding region: 45-1100 (351 amino acids)
Biological process (GO): zinc ion transmembrane transport
Cellular component (GO): membrane
Molecular function (GO): zinc ion transmembrane transporter activity
Source: RefSeq, a predicted model, not a curated record